Molecule: messenger RNA, 2061 nt
Organism: Rhopalosiphum maidis (corn leaf aphid)
Lineage: Eukaryota; Metazoa; Arthropoda; Insecta; Hemiptera; Aphididae
Product: clavesin-2-like
Exons: 5
Coding region: 705-1568 (287 amino acids)
Cellular component (GO): membrane
Molecular function (GO): phosphatidylinositol bisphosphate binding
Source: RefSeq, a predicted model, not a curated record
AUUUACAAUUUCUUUAUUUACUUAUAUAUUUUUAACAUUAAAUAUUGGGAGGGGGCACUUGUCCACCCUUGUCUCCGUGUAGCGCCGUCACUAUAUGACAGUAUAUGAUCUAACUGAUCUAAGAGUACUACCACAACAGUAGUUCAGUCACUGAGUCACAGCCAUAGAAAAGAAAAAAGGUCACAGCAAUAUACACGAUGUUAUUUCGUUCAGCAGCAGCAGCUACAGCUGGAGUUAUCACAUCCCAUGAUAAGAACAAAGAAUUAAAAAAUAUAGUCUAAUCUACGGUUUUAUCGUGUAUUCUUUUUCUAUUACAUAAACUGUGACCUAUAAAUAUUGUUUGUUUUGUUAACAUUUUUCGUCUUGUUUACUUAAAACAUUAACGUAAUAUAAAGGUUUUUUCUAUUGUCAAUAUCGUUGUAGUUGGUGAAUCCCACACUCACACCCAAUAUUAUACGACGAUUUUUUUUUUUUUUGUAAAUUAUUUUAAAGGUUUACAUUAAUAAUAAUUACCUAUUUAAUUAUUAUUAUACUUUUGAGAUUGUGGCAGAAUCUUAUUCGAAACAUUUAUAACUUAACACUAAAUGUAUAUCCUGAACGAUACGUACGCGUAGGACUAAAUGAAUUAAUCCAUAACUGUUGAAUGUCGACAUAAUAUUAGUUAUUGACAUCUGUUGUGAUCCUGGAUAAGUAUAUUGAUUAAAAUGGCAGAAUACGUAGAGUACCGGCAAAAUAACAUGGACAAUAUUUUAAAUUUUAACUAUGGUGUUGAUUUAUUCCCAAGCGCCGGUCAAAACCCAGUCAUCAAGAAAAAUACUCCAGAAGUAGCGUUGAUUAAAUUAAAAAGGUUGCUCAGGAAUAAUGGAUUUGCUUUUCUAGCUGAAAAUAAUAAAGAAGCAUUCAUAUUAAUGUUCUUAUAUGCACGGAAAAUGAAUGAGAAUAAUGCAUUUGAUUUAAUUCGAAAUUAUUAUCAAUUUAGAAAGGAACAUGAUCCAUGGUUUCGUCGAUUAGAACCUUUUGAUCCAAAAAUUCAAAUGGCUAUUCAAGAUGGUUUCCCUUCUGUACUGUCAAAUUUGGAUAGACGAAGUCGUCGUGUUCUUUUUAUGGUUUGCUCCCAAUGGAAUACUGAACGUUAUUGUUUACUAACUAUAUAUAGAGCACUAUUAGUAUCUCUAGAACAUUUGAUCCAAGAUGUGAAUACUCAAUACAAUGGUUUUGUAUUUAUUGUUGAUUGGACUAACUUUACUGCUCGUCAAACAAUGAACAUCAGUCCUAGGUUGUUACAUGUUAUGCUACAAGGGUUACAAGACUGUUUUCCUGCAAAAAUCAAAGCUGUUCAUUUUAUCAAUCAACCGUGGUAUAUUGAUGGUCUAAUGUCUGUUAUUAAACCAUUUUUAAAAGAAAAAACAAAAAAUAAAAUAAUUUUACAUGGUUUGAAUUUAAAUACUCUACAUAAAUACUUUCCAAGAGAUAUUUUGCCUUCAGAACUUGGUGGCGAACAACCUCCAUAUGAUUCAAGGAUUUGGUUAAAAAGUCUUUUAGGGUCUUCUUUGGGUGUUGAUUUAUAAUUUUAUUUAUAACACUGAAACGUAAUGUACAUUUAUUUUCUUAGUGUGGACAGGACUAAAUAUCUAUAACUAUAUACUACAAAUAUAUUAUUAUAUAUUUAUAUGAUUUAAUACAGAUCAUUGUUGUUCUGUAACUAUCAAUUUAUUUAAGUUUCUGUUUGUUAUGUUGCACGUACAAUUUUAAAUUUUAUACUUUGUACUUUAUUAAUGUUAAACAUAGGUGGAGGUUUAAUUGAUUUCCAGAUAUGAAAAUAUUUAUAAGGUAUUGUUACUGAGUGAUAAACUGAUUUUAAUACAUCACAAUGUUUAUUAUUGAGUAUAAUUUUGUACAGACAUUUUUAUUUUUCUUAUAAUAACAUUAGGCUAAAAUUGUGAUACAUAGUAUGUCUAUUCCAAGAAUGUUUGGAUACCCAAAUAUAAGUUAAUAAUAUUGUUAAAUUACUUAAAUAAGUCAGUAUUAUAAUAUUAAAUAAAUGAACCAACAGGUGCUUUA